AUGGCGACACACACUACAGCCGACCUCCCACCACACCACUCCCCCGACCUACCCCCCACCACGCCUCUCGCCGCCCCAGUCGCCGCCCGCCCCUCCUCAACCUACUUCAAAGAAUGGACCGACCUCCAGCCCUCCGGCCCACAAACCCCCGCCGUCCCAGGCUCCUCACACACCGGCGCCUCCACUCCGUCCCGCCACCUCACCAAAUCGCCCAAAUCCACACCCGUCGAUACCUCCCUCGACCCGCCGACUCUCAAACAACCGCGCCUCGUCCCCCGCCUGCCGAAAGUAGAGUGUGUGGUCAGAGCAAGGAUACCAACUACGUCCGGCGCGGAGAUGUUCCUGCACCUAUACCAGAACGACAGCGAUGAUAAAGAGCACUUGGCAAUUGUGUUCGGCGGAAGGAUACGCUCUAAGAGUUUGGAUCGCGAGCGGGAGGGGGAGAGCGAGAUGGAUCGCAUGAUUCGAGGUGCUUAUGUAGGCAGAUUGACGCCUGGGAGGACGAGUUCGAGGGUUGAUGCUGAUUCUAAACGAUGGAGGCCAGCUGGAGCGAAGCGGCAGAGGAGUGGGACGGGAAGGUCGGCGUUGAGGAAUGUUGAGACGCCGGAGACGUUGGUGGAGGGAGAGACGUUGGAGACCGCGCGGUUGGGUGAGCAGGCGGGAACGGGCAAUGUGGGUUCUAUGCAAAGGGCACCACCGGCCUCAGCGACGUCACAGCUCGAAGACGGAAUCUCAUCUCUUUCCCUCGACCACAACGACACCACCACCACAACAACAAACGCGCACAAUACCACGACACCACGCUCAAAAGCGCCCCUCGUCCGCAUCCACUCCGAAUGCUACACCGGCGAAACCGCCUGGUCCGCCCGCUGCGACUGCGGCGAGCAGCUCGACGAAGCCGCCCGCUUGAUGUCGCUGCCAUCUUCCUCGGAUCCCAACGACGAUGAGGCUGCUGGCGGAGUGAUAGUCUACCUCCGCCAAGAAGGUCGGGGCAUCGGCCUCGCGUCGAAAUUGAAAGCGUAUAACUUGCAGGAUCUGGGGAAUGAUACAGUCGAGGCAAAUUUGUUGUUGCGGCAUCCGGCGGAUGCAAGGACGUAUGGGCUUGCGACUGCUAUCCUGUGUGAUUUGGGGCUGGGCUAUCACUCUCCGAGCACUGAGGAUGGUCCGCAGCUACACCAGUCGGCGGAGUCAAUGGAGCGGGAGCAACGAGAAGGCGAACAAGCCCGAGAGCGCGGCAUCAGGUUAUUGACCAACAACCCGGAUAAGGUGCGUGCGGUGGAGGGGCCGAAUAAGGAGGUUAGGGUCAGGGAGAGGGUGGCGAUGGUACCGAUAGCAUGGCGGACGGGAGGGCACAAAGGGGUGAAAGGGGUGGAGAUUGAGAAGUAUUUGGAUACCAAGAUUCGGAGUAUGGGGCAUAUGAUCCAUGAGUAG
This is a messenger RNA of Cyphellophora attinorum, 1431 nucleotides long. RefSeq names its product putative GTP cyclohydrolase-2. Lineage: Eukaryota; Fungi; Ascomycota; Eurotiomycetes; Chaetothyriales; Cyphellophoraceae. Gene Ontology annotation, biological process: riboflavin biosynthetic process. The record is from RefSeq and is a predicted model, not a curated record. The transcript is spliced from 2 exons. The coding region runs from base 1 to 1431 and encodes 476 amino acids. Gene Ontology annotation, molecular function: GTP cyclohydrolase II activity.